Nymphaea colorata (pocket water lily) is the source of this 2194-nucleotide messenger RNA. RefSeq lists its product as uncharacterized. The transcript is spliced from 2 exons. The record is from RefSeq and is a predicted model, not a curated record. Lineage: Eukaryota; Viridiplantae; Streptophyta; Magnoliopsida; Nymphaeales; Nymphaeaceae. Bases 583 to 1323 code for a protein of 246 amino acids. Gene Ontology annotation, molecular function: zinc ion binding; nucleic acid binding.
UUCAAGCUUGGAAGAUCCAAUUAUUACUCUUUCCUUGGAGCUGUGAAGCACUCCAAGUGUUCGAUAUAUUGUUGGCUGAAAUUUGACACAAGAAGGUGCUGUUAUUUUGCUGGCCUCUUUUGGUGAUAUUUGUGACGGGAUAAAGCUCCCUUGGUGGUGAAGAUUGUGGCAGUCUUUGACGCGUCGAAAGCUUCUUUUUUGUGUGGCUGUUUUUCAUCCUAGCACUACCUCAACGUCUCUUUUACAAGGUACACAUUAUGGAUGAAAGAACUUCCUCUACACCUCUUCCCAAAUUAACUUCAUCAAAUUAUGUUUCUUGGGCAAAAACUAUGGAACAUUUUAUUAGAAGUAAAGGCCUAUGGGGACUCGUUGAUGGGUCAAAAAGUGAACCUCAAUUAGUCCUCACAAAGACCAUAGAUGGUAAAGCUCAAGAACUAGAUGGAGUUGAAAAAGACAAGGCUAUGAAUGAAUAUGAGAGAAAAUGGGAAGAGUGGAAGAUAGGACACCACAAGAUUAUCACUUGGAUUAUUGCUUGUGUUGAUACUACAACCAUGAGCCAAAUAGCAAAACAUAAUUUUGCUCAUGAAACUUGGGAAUUCCUCAAGAAAACCCACCAUGAAGGAUGUGGCCUACAUGUGCAAUCUUCAAAUGAAGAUUGCAAGUCUCCAACAAGGAGACAAGUCCAUUAAAGAAUAUGUUGGAGAAAUGGAGCAAUUAUGGGACGAACUUGCUCUAUUUGAACCCGAAUGGUAUGAUCCAAGAGACAUUGGAGUUAGAGAAAAACAAAUCCAAAGGGAGAAAUUUUAUAAAUUCAUUCUUGGUCUUAGAUCGGAAUAUGAUGGAGUCAAAACUUCCUUGCUCCAUAGGCAUAAAGUGCCAUCUAUGAACGAAGCCAUAGCGGAACUUCAAAUGGAGGAGAAUAGACUCAAUUUUUCAAAAGACAAGAGUGAAAGUGUUCUUGCUACCUCAAGACCCGGUGCUCAUAUGAGAACUUAUAGGCCUCCUCACUUUAAUCGAAACUAUGAGCAUAGCAAUAAUGGCAACAAGAAGAUUAUAUGUUUCCAUUGUCAAGAAGAAGGACAUACCAAACUUAGAUGUCCUAAAUUGAGGAGAUUUGAUAAAAAGACAAGUGUGGCUGGGACAAUGUAUGAAGAAAGCAAUCAAUUUGACCUAGACAAACUUGUAAGUGCCCUCCAACCAAAGCUUAUUGAUGCUCUUCAACCGCUUUUCAAAGGAGGAGGGACUUCUCCAAUCUCCGGAGCAACCGUGGCAUCUACAUCAUCAAGACCAUCUUUCCAAGAAGACGAUUGGGGAAGGUUUUAGGAAAAAUGAUCUCUACUAUGUUGACUAUUUGGAUCUUUCCAACCCUACUUGCAAUAUAGUCAAGAAGAGUGACAUUCAAGUUUGGCAUCAAAGACUUGGGCAUUCAAGUUUAGGAAAAAUGUCUUGUAUCCCUUUUUUGGAAGAGAAAUGUAAAGAAAUGAUCUCUUGUGAUGAUUGUAUUAAAGCCAAAAUUAAGGCUUUACCUUUUGGAAAUAGAAAUUUUGUUGCAAAAGCACCUUUUGAAUUAGUGCAUUCGGAUGUAUGGGGUCCCGCUCCUAUUAUGUCUAAAGGUGGUUUGCUUUAUUAUGUCAUUUUUGUGGAUGAUUACUCUCGAUAUGCUUGGGUUUACUUUCUUAAAUGCAAAUCGGAAGUCUUUAUGAAUUUUAAAAGCUUUUACAACAUGAUCAAAACUCAAUUUGAUGCAAACCUUAAAAUUUUUAGAAGUGAUUCCGGGGGAGAAUUCAUUUCCAAUGAAUUUGAAGAAUUCCUAAAAGAAAAGGGAGUUAUACACCAAAAAUCUUGUCCCAAAACCCCCCAACAAAAUGGAGUCGCCGAAAGAAAACAUAGACAUAUUCUUGAAACAACAAGAGCUCUUCUUAUAUCAAAAAAUGUUCCAAAAAAUUUUUGGGGUGAAGCAAUUUUAACAUCCAUUUACUUGAUUAAUAGAAUGCCCUCUAAAGUUUUAGAAAAUAUUUCACCUUUUCAAAAACUUUUUAACUUGGAGCCAACUUAUAAAAGAUUCAAAGUCUUUGGUUGCAAAUGUUUCAUUUUAAAUGACAAAAAUGAUAAACUUUCAUCUAGGGCUAUUCAAUGUGUCUUUAUUGGCUAUUCCGAAACUCAAAAAGGGUAUAGAUGCUAUGAUAUUGAAAAA